GGGAAUCGCGGCGCGGCUCUACUGCGCAUGCGCGGGUUCCGGAGCGCUCGAACGCCGCUCGUGGACUGCUGCAGUCUGGACUCUGGAGCCGCGUGGAAGCACUGCACACCUCAUUGAGUUCAUAACGCGAAGGUGGCGGGCCCGAAGCAGUGCUUUUUUUGAUUUGUCCUCCUCCAUCGUUCUCAAACUGGUUUAUUCACCCCAUACACGCCAUGGCCAACAAAGAGGAGAAAGCUGACGAGAAACAGUCCAGCUGGAAAGAUUUUUUCUACAACCCACGGACGGGGGAAUUCAUCGGGCGCACCGCGAGCAGCUGGGCUCUUAUAUUCCUCUUCUAUCUGGUCUUCUAUGGCUUCCUGGCGGGAAUGUUCACUCUCACCAUGUGGGUGAUGCUACAGACGCUGGAUGAGCACACUCCCACAUACAGGGACCGAGUCGCCAAUCCAGGGCUGAUGAUCAGGCCGAGGUCCUUGGAAAUUAAAUUUAACCGAUCGAUUCCCCAGCAAUACAGCAUGUACGUGCAGCCCCUGGAGUCGUUCCUGCAGCCGUACAAUGACUCUCUGCAGGAGGCGAACGAGGCCUGUCCUGAGGGUGUGUACUUUGAGCAAGAUGAUGUUGAGGAGAAGAAGGUUUGCCAGUUCAAGAGAAGUGUGCUACGACAGUGCUCUGGACUGGCUGAUAGCAAUUUUGGUUAUUCCGAGGGUCAGCCAUGCAUCCUAGUCAAGAUGAAUCGAGUGAUUGGGCUUAAGCCACGAGGAGACCCGCAUAUCAACUGCAUAGCCAAGAGAGAAUCUCCCCUGCAGAUGCAGUAUUUCCCCACUGAGGGCAAACUCGACAAGAGUUACUUCCCCUAUUAUGGCAAGAAAUUGCAUGCAAACUACGUCCAGCCGGUGGUAGCUGUGAAGCUGCUGCUGACGGAGGACGACUUUAACUCUGAGCUCACCAUCGAGUGCAAGGUGGAGGGUUCGGAUCUGCUCAACAGCGACGAGCGGGACAAGUUCCUGGGCCGCGUCGUCUUCCGCGUCUUAGUGUCCAAGUAGCCUAGAUCAUCCAGCGGAGACGCACGAUGUCACUUCCUCUCACGUUCAUCACGUCCAUAUCACACACACCUCGUCCCCUCUGAGGCGUCCCAAGAGUUUAAUCAGGGCCUUUACACAUCAAGUUCAAACCUCGUCCUGGAUUCAAGUGUAGCUGGAUGCACACAGACCUUCACUGGGAUGGAAACGUGCAUGUGUGUGGAGAUUAAUGAAGGUUUUAGGACUUAAUCACUGAUUCAAGAUUUUUAUUCGUCACAUACACGAUUAUAUAGAUAUAUAUGAUUCCCCAUUUAUCAUAAAACAAACCAAUGGAAAUAAAAUUCAAAGGUAAAAGAACAAGACCCGCCUCAUACGAGAGAAGCCAGUCAUCGUGUAGUGUAGUCAGUAUAGGGACCUGUAAAUAGAUGCAUCAGCACAUCAUGUGUGUGGUCUGCUCCCCUCGUAGUACUGUUUAGCCUGCCGUGUGUGUGUGUGUGUGUGUGUGUGAUGUGAAGCCUCUGUGUACAUAUUUAAUGGAUUUUAAACACUCUUUUUCUCUGUCAUUGCUCUCACGUUGUCUGACUGCUGUAAGAAAUCAAGAGUAUGAAAUUAUAUAAUAGCUGUAAUUUAAGAUUAUUGAGAGGUGAAAAAUAAGGGUGGGGGUUAAACACCAAAAAACAUCUGUAUGUCACCAUCUGAGGGAAAGGAUUUUUUUAAACCUCUGCAGAAACUGUUCUUUGUGCAGAUGCCUUACGAUCUGUAUGAGUUUAAAAACCUUGAAAUAAAAUUUGAUUUUAAACAAAGA
Cyprinus carpio (common carp) is the source of this 1821-nucleotide messenger RNA. Its product is annotated as sodium/potassium-transporting ATPase subunit beta-3-like. Gene Ontology annotation, cellular component: sodium:potassium-exchanging ATPase complex. Gene Ontology annotation, molecular function: ATPase activator activity. Gene Ontology annotation, biological process: intracellular potassium ion homeostasis; potassium ion import across plasma membrane; sodium ion export across plasma membrane. The record is from RefSeq and is a predicted model, not a curated record. NCBI's taxonomy places the organism in Eukaryota, Metazoa, Chordata, Actinopteri, Cypriniformes, Cyprinidae.